AUGGCUAGGCUUCAUUUUCAACAUGAGCUACCACCUGACUAUAGAAUCGUGGAAAGGAUUGGACAUGGAGCCUUUGGCUGCUGCUUCUUAGUUGAGAAGCAAACCGAACUUCUGCCGUGCACUGAUAACCGUCACGUUGUCUUGAAAGUAGUUCACGGUAUGUUUCAACCUAGACGUCCGGUAAUCUUUUAUAAAACGUGCUCACUAUACACUAUUAUGAUAAGCUUUAAAGCGGUACCUCUGAUUCUUGAGAAUCUGAAGUUCAUUGUAGGUAUGCUCAAGUAUCUCCAUACUAAACAUGAAGAAGUCCAUGGUGACCUAAAUCCUGGCAACAUGAUGUACUUUAUUAGAGACGUGUCAAGGGAUUGGUGGUUUGAGUAUCGCUCUUUUUUUUUGCGUGGCGAUAAAAUUAAAUGUUUAGAGGAAGCGAAAGAAUGGCCUCAAGCCAUUCAAAUUCAUGCUUUACAUGACUUUUUGGAUCACUGGUUUCCUAUGGAGGAUGAACAAAUUGCAUGCAUUAUUGAUGCUGACAUGGGUGGAAAGAUUGGAGAAGCUAAGAUUGUUGUGAAUCAUCAACACCAUGACCCACGCAAUGCUACUUGGCAGAUAUCUGAUGAUUUGAUUGGACUUAUCAACUGGAUAAUUAUAAAAACUGGGUACAAAAUGCGCAGCCAUGCUACUCGAGGAAUUGAGUAUGAAGUCUCUCUUGAGUCUUUGAAGGAUCUGCAUUCACAUAUUAUUAACUUAUAUAGGAACUUGAAUAAUUACUUUUUUUUUCGCUAUUUAUUUGCACCAGAGGAACCUUUUGCACUAAAGCUAACACCUGGCAAGUGUUAUUUGGAUGAGCUUUUGAAGGGCAAAUUCUUGCUUUUUGAGUCCUUCAAAGGGUCUUAUUCUCUUGCAUCAUCCACAGAUAAAGUUACUUCCUGUGUAAGGUUAGAAUUCCUGGAAGUUAUGCAAGCAGUACCAGUGAAGCUAGAAGACCUUGGUCAUGUGUUCUCUAUGAUUGCAUCUGGCAAGGAAAAAUAUCGUGCCACCUUAAAUACAGCACUUAAUCUCCUUACUAGUCCUAAUCUGCAUGCAGGUGCUGUGUUUGUGAUUGUUGACAAGGAACACAAGAAUGAUCUGCAACUUUUGUCAUUAGACAAUGACUGUCUUCACCAGUUAUGUCAAAAAAAGGCUAACAGAGCAAACACCCCAUUUUUUCCACACCUCCUAAAUGCCUUUUGCACACCUAAUACAUCAGAUCGCUGGGAGCAGUCACUCCUUGAGGACCUUGCAGCAAAUUCUGGAGACAGCUCAUUAAAAACGUUACCAGAACUUGCAGCGUUGAAAAUGCAACCGAAGGAUGGUGCCUUUGUGCUUUCACACAGUGGUACAGUACUAGCUGCUGCAGUGCAACUUAAGUUCCUUCCACAGCACUAUCAACUUUGCAAAGCCGAUGGGAAGCGUUUUGGUACCCGUCAUGCUGCUGCAUUAGCCACUGCUGAGUGGAUGAGACUAAAACAUGUUGAUGGCAUUGUCUUUGUGAGAUCUGAAGAAGGCGAGGUGCAAAUCAUGUUGCCACAUGGGCAAACAUUGUCUGAACAGCAAGAAUACCCCUGGGUUACUGAGGAUGGCCAGAAACUCCCUCAGGUACUAUGCAUUGAAGAUAAAAAGAAGAACUAA
Porites lobata is the source of this 1668-nucleotide messenger RNA. NCBI's taxonomy places the organism in Eukaryota, Metazoa, Cnidaria, Anthozoa, Scleractinia, Poritidae. The record is from the annotation of a GenBank genome assembly.